AGUGCCAGCGUCCCUGACGCCCUGUGCCGCGAGGACCGGGACUGCCCGGCCGGGCGAGCCGUGGUGGCAGGCAACGGGGUUAGGACUGGCCGCUGUUUGAAAGACAGGGAUGGUGUCAGAGGGACUUGUGAGAUACUGGCCUGGUGCCCAGUGGAGAAAAGAUCCAAGCCCAAGAAACCACUUCUUGGCAGUGCAGAAAACUUCACAGUUUACAUCAAGAACUCCAUCCGCUUCCCCAAGUUUAAGUUCUCCAAGGUGAAUGUGCUGGCAACAGACAAUGAGUCCUACCUGAAGAGCUGCCGCUACAGCACGGAGCAUCCCUACUGCCCCAUCUUCCUCCUGGGGAACAUUGUUCAGUGGGCUGGGAGUGACUUCCAGGAGAUGGCCUUGGAGGGUGGUGUGAUAGGAAUUCAGAUUGAAUGGAACUGUGAUCUUGAUAAAGCCCCUUCUGAAUGUAAUCCUCACUAUUCUUUUAGCCGGCUGGACAACAGGUUUGCAGAAAAGUCCAUCUCUGCUGGGUACAACUUCAGGUUUGCCAAAUAUUACCGGGAUGCUGAGGGGGUGGACUACCGCACGCUCAUUAAAGCCUACGGAAUCCGCUUCGACGUGAUGGUGAAUGGCAAGGCAGGGAAGUUUAACAUCAUCCCCACCAUUAUCAACAUUGGCUCGGGGCUGGCUCUCAUGGGAGCGGGAGCUUUCUUUUGUGACCUGGUGCUGCUGUAUCUGAUUAAAAAGAGUAACUUUUAUCGAGGCAAAAAGUACGAGGAAGUAAAGUCCAGCUCCAGGAAAUCGUUAUCUAGCCCUACGCUGAACGGGAAUCAGAGCCCUGAGCAGCUGGGUGGGCUCUAG
Molecule: messenger RNA, 849 nt
Organism: Merops nubicus (carmine bee-eater)
Lineage: Eukaryota; Metazoa; Chordata; Aves; Coraciiformes; Meropidae
Gene: P2RX5
Product: purinergic receptor P2X, ligand-gated ion channel, 5
Exons: 9
Biological process (GO): response to ATP; monoatomic cation transmembrane transport
Cellular component (GO): plasma membrane; nuclear inner membrane
Molecular function (GO): purinergic nucleotide receptor activity; extracellularly ATP-gated monoatomic cation channel activity
Source: RefSeq, a predicted model, not a curated record